Ruditapes philippinarum (Manila clam) is the source of this 1792-nucleotide messenger RNA. RefSeq names its product INO80 complex subunit C-like. NCBI's taxonomy places the organism in Eukaryota, Metazoa, Mollusca, Bivalvia, Venerida, Veneridae. Gene Ontology annotation, biological process: chromatin remodeling. Gene Ontology annotation, cellular component: Ino80 complex. The record is from RefSeq and is a predicted model, not a curated record. The transcript has 5 exons. The coding region runs from base 58 to 603 and encodes 181 amino acids.
UGUCGGACCCCUACUUGUAUCCGUAUAACGUCACUGAACAGAAUUUAAACAACCAAUAUGGCGACCCCCUCAAAACAACGAAAAACAAGUAAAAAUAUCAAACAGACAUCAAGUCCAAGCUUAGUAAAGAAAAAAUCGGUUGUUUUAACCAAGACUGAGACAGAUGUGAUCAGUGUAGAACAGGAGCUUGUGAUUGGGAGUUUUGUAGACACAGAUGAGUCACAUGACAGUCCAGUAAACAUUACUGCAAGUAAUACAACAGAAAAAGCACCAGUUUUUAAAAACCCAAAUUUUGUGCAUUCAAGUAUUGGAUCAGCUGGAAGUAAGAAGACGAGGGUGUGGAAAAAUCUCAAGCAGAUUGUUGCUGCAGAGAGGGCAUUGCCAUGGCAACCAGAUGACACUACCUAUGGUAUGAUAGAAGCACCCCCUUCUUUUAAGCCAGCCAUGAAGUACUCGGAUAUCUCAGGAUUGCCUGCGAAGUAUACAGAUCCUCAAACCAAAUUGAGAUAUACAACAGCGGAAGAAUUUUCCAGGAUUAAAAUGAUGCCGAGCGAUUUAGUAACAGGUUGUUUAACUUUACGAAGAGCAAAUAUACCAGUGUGAAAAGUGUCAGUAUGUUAAGUGAUUGUGUAAACUGACCAUGAUGCUUUAGAUAAGUUGAGUUAAGGGAAACAUCCUGAAAGACUGAAACAUCUGGUGAUAUGUAUGCUAUGUAUGCUGUAGUCUUGAUGGAGAGAUCUGUUCAGCAUGCCAUCUGUUCAGCAUGCCAUCUGUUCAUCAUGAUGUAAAGUAGCAAGGUUAUGUCUUCAAAGAAAGUGCAUUUAUACUGAGUCAUUACAAUUAUAAAGUUAUUAAUAGCGCUUUCCACAAAACAACAUGAAUUUGAUGCCUUUUAAUGAGUAUUAUUUCAGAAUAGACGGAAUUCUCUAAUAUGUUAAAGGUAUCUAUUAAGCUAGCACUUUGAUGGUUUAUGUUUCUACUCUAGUGUUGGCUGAUAUUAUAAAGAAUGCACAUUUGGGCAAGUAGUGUUACUCUUCACCAGUAAAAGUGUGUUAAAGUCCUGCACAUGACAGUAACUUAAACUUCACAGUCGAUCAAUAAAAUACAGUUCAUAAAUACAAUUUCGUUGAAUGGAAGUGAUUAGCCUUUGCAUCUUUUAUGAGAGCCAUGUCUGUCUGCACAUCCAUGCAGUCUGUAAAUGGUUAUAAAGUAGAGUUCUUAGAUGAGUAUUUAUAUUUAGGAACACAAAACCUAAAAUGUGGCAGAAAAAACCCCUUAUAUAUGAAGCUCACCAGAUGAAAAAAAUAUAUAAUACCAGUUCUGCAAAAAGAAAUACUUAUUUCCCAAAAGAUGAAUGUAGAAAGAUUAUGAAGGGUUUACAGUCAAAACAUUGCUGGAAGUAAGAGACAGGAAGAAAGAAAUUACUAAGUCAACUGCAGACAAUGCACUUAAAUACACAUAAAGACAUCAAAAUUUAAUGAUAAAGACUCCCAUUUUGACAUCAUUUUAUUGAAACUCUAUUUGAAAGGGUACUUACAGAUGUCGCUUGUUAAGUAUUCUUGCACUGAAAAACAGAAUUUAAUGCAUGCCAUAAUCUCGGCUAUCAUAAUGGAAAGAUGGAUAAUAUAAUUUCUGAUAUCAUAUCCUGAAGGAAUUUGCAUUUGACAUUGACAAGUAUUUUCAAGAAAGAAUGCAAAAUGGAUAAGAACAUGAGAAUUUGUUUGAAAUUAUGUUUUUGUCACAUUUUCUGUAAAUAAAAAAGUCAAUUAAUAAAAAAUGAAUAAAAAUGCGC